AUGGAGAUCGGCACUUGGAGCGACUGGAGCGUGGCGGUCCACGCCACCCCCUGGAUGGAGGAACCCAAGCCCAUCACCUCCACCACCGAGAGCGACAUUAUCCCAGGUUCUGUUGCGGCCAAGGACAUGGAGAUCGGCACUUGGAGCGACUGGAGCGUGGCGGUCCACGCCACCCCCUGGAUGGAGGAACCCAAGCCCAUCACCUCCACCACCGAGAGCGACAUUAUCCCAGAAACCACCCCUGGACCGCCUUCAGCCGCACCACGAGUGGGUGAACCCACAGCGGCCUGCUCCACCCUUCUCUGGUCAACCCACCUCCUCCUGGCCUGCGUCCUGCUGUCCAUCAUGUGAUGUGUAAGCUUCAUUCCUGUGGAA
Molecule: messenger RNA, 375 nt
Organism: Sinocyclocheilus grahami
Lineage: Eukaryota; Metazoa; Chordata; Actinopteri; Cypriniformes; Cyprinidae
Product: ciliary neurotrophic factor receptor subunit alpha-like
Exons: 4
Coding region: 1-351 (116 amino acids)
Source: RefSeq, a predicted model, not a curated record